AAAAAUUGUUGACUGUCCGAACUCAGCGACAAAUCUACAUAUCCUCUCUCUCAUAAGUUCAGGAAAUUAUCUUUUGUUUGGUUCUUGAGAUUCGAUUUAAUCGGCGAUCUUUUCCCUUCAUUCCUCAAUCUUUCCCAGAGUACAAUGCUUCAGAUUUUUCAGGGGCUGGUUUUGAGUUAAAAUGGAGGGUGACAGUGAUAUCUCGGGGCUAGGCAAUGAUGGCAGUGGUGAUCAAAUGGAUAGCAAGGUGGUGCAGACAUUUCAAAAGAGUUUUGUUCAGGUCCAGAAUAUAUUGGACCAGAACAGGCUGCUAAUCAACGAGAUAAACCAGAACCAUGAGUCCAAGAUGCCUCACAACUUGACCAGAAAUGUUGGUCUGAUUAGGGAGCUCAACAACAACAUAAGAAGAGUGGUCGAUCUCUAUGGCGAUCUUUCGAGUUCAUUCACCAAAACCAUGGAUGCCUCGUCGGAAGGCGAUUCUAGUGGUGCUGUGAAAUCAGAUGGCAAAACUGGUCUCAAAAGAAACAGGCCUGCUUGAUUUCAUUCUAGAGAAAAAAAAUUCACAUUGUGUGGCAAUGAACUUGCAUAGCUUUGCUGAUGAUCUGAUUCUGGAAAAUUUUCUUCAUCGCAAUGUAACUCCCCUGUAGGCUUUGAAUCCAAUUGAGAUGAAUCAUGCGUUGAAACU
Hibiscus syriacus is the source of this 685-nucleotide messenger RNA. Its product is annotated as protein ELF4-LIKE 4-like. The record is from RefSeq and is a predicted model, not a curated record. Lineage: Eukaryota; Viridiplantae; Streptophyta; Magnoliopsida; Malvales; Malvaceae. The transcript is spliced from 2 exons. Gene Ontology annotation, biological process: entrainment of circadian clock; positive regulation of circadian rhythm. The coding region runs from base 182 to 538 and encodes 118 amino acids.